Molecule: messenger RNA, 1079 nt
Organism: Pteropus alecto (black flying fox)
Lineage: Eukaryota; Metazoa; Chordata; Mammalia; Chiroptera; Pteropodidae
Gene: REM1
Product: RRAD and GEM like GTPase 1
Exons: 4
Coding region: 173-1072 (299 amino acids)
Biological process (GO): negative regulation of high voltage-gated calcium channel activity
Cellular component (GO): plasma membrane
Molecular function (GO): GTPase activity; GTP binding; calcium channel regulator activity
Source: RefSeq, a predicted model, not a curated record
CUGAAGCCAGAAAGCCCCCACCCCAAGGAGCUGAGGCGCCUCCUCCUCCUCCUCCUAUCUGAACAAGAGGGGACUCUGGAGGAAGCCAUUUCAACAGCUCACCAGGACCCUAGAGAAGAAGUGGCUCAAAACAACCAUUAGAAAGACGGAAGGACGGAGCCCCCUCUCAAGGAUGACGCUAAACACUCAGCAAGAAGCAAAGACCCCCCUGCGACGGCGAGCCAGCACUCCACUGCCCCUGUCCUCCCGCGGUCACCAGCCUGGCCUGCGCACAGCGCCCUCCACUUCCGCACAACCCCAACAUCCCCGUCUGGGCCACUCAGCCUCCCUCAACCCUCCCACCCGGCAACCUUCACCUGCCCCCAACGAUUGGUCCUCUGAAUCCAGCGACUCUGAAGGCUCCUGGGAGGCCCUCUACCGCGUGGUACUGCUUGGAGAUCCUGGCGUAGGGAAGACCAGCCUGGCCAGCCUCUUUGCAGGGAAGCAAGAGCGAGACCUCCAGGAACAGCUGGGAGAAGAUGUGUACGAGAGGACCCUCACGGUGGAUGGAGAGGACACCACGCUGGUGGUCAUGGACACCUGGGAGGCCGAGAAACUGGAUGAAAGCUGGAGCCAGGAGUCCUGCCUGCAGGUGGGCAGUGCCUAUGUCAUCGUGUACUCCAUCGCAGACAGAGGCAGCUUCGAGAGUGCCUCUGAGCUCCGCAUUCAGCUGCGGCGCACACAUCAGGCGGACCACGUGCCCAUCAUCCUGGUAGGCAACAAGGCAGACCUGGCACGCUGCCGAGAAGUCUCCGUGGAAGAGGGCCGCGCCUGCGCUGUGGUGUUCGACUGCAAGUUCAUCGAGACAUCAGCCACCUUGCAGCACAACGUGGCCGAGCUCUUCGAGGGCGUGGUGCGCCAACUGCGCUUGCGCCGCCGGGACAGCGCAGCCCGGGAGUCACCUGCGCCCCGACGGCGGGCGAGCUUCGGCCAGCGCGCUCGUCGCUUCCUGGCACGCCUGACAGCCCGCAGUGCCCGCCGCCGAGCACUCAAGGCCCGCUCCAAGUCCUGCCACAACCUGGCCGUGCUCUGAGACCGCC